AUGGCAGAUGUAAUCGCUCAACCUUACAAACAACAACGCUGUUCCAGUCGCUUAGAAAAUGCUUUAGAGCAUAUGCGUCGACGUAGUAUACCAGCGAAGAGUUCACGGUCCUUUUCUGCUGAAACUCCAUAUACACUUUAUCAGUCAUUUUACGGUCAAAAUAGUGAUCCAGAAGAUGAUUUUUAUUCCGGUGGAGAUCGUGGCUACUAUGCAAAGCACAUACAGCGACACCCUCACAGCGAUCCACCGCCUUUUACUGGAGGGCUUGAAGACCUAUUUUCCUCAGACUAUGGUCAACGCCAACCUCAUAAAUUAGCUGCUGUUUCCGGUGUCGAUGUUGAAGAUUUACGAGUGCGAUUGCCCGCUAAAACCACCAGCCCACGUUGGGUCGAAGUCGACAAGUGUAGAUUCAGUACACAAAACUCAACACUCGAUACUCGUCUAAUUUUUCCCGAUUUAACAAUUAGCGGCAAAGUGGUGCUUCAGCCGACUGGCGGUAAAUGUCACAUGAUUUUACGUUUGCGUCGAGCAGGAAUUGAAUUUCGUACAGUACCAAUUGGUUUUGAGAAUGCAGUGAUGAAUGAGGAAUCGCGACGUGCUGGAGCCGCUUCUGUGCGAACGGAUUCUCAUUUUGCCGAGCCUGGAUUUAUUUCAGUUUUUGCACAUGGCUGUCAAGGGCCUUCCGGUGUUAGACUACGUCAAAAUUCCAAGCGCCGAUUUGGGUUUGACAACGAUCCAGGCGUGCAGGGUGGUACAACGAAGAAUCCAGUGGUGGCUCUCUCGGAGCCUCAUCUAAUCUUAGGCACUGGUGCAACGCAUAACACACAAACAUCUGGAAAUCGUUGGCGGAAAUACCUAAAUCCAUACACUUAUGAUAUACGUAGUGAAUCCUUUCAGAGAACGAAUCGUGCAGAUCAUGAUCGUCAUUGGCGUAUGAAUGAACAUUCGAAGGAGCAGCCAUUUUAUGAUCCUCCUUAUGAUGAAAAAUCUUACCGUAAACAGUUUCGUGCAAAACGAGAUGUGAGCAACUAUCACCAGCGAUUCGCUCAGACGACGUGGAAUGAUGAAUUCAGCUUCAAUGAUGACAUACUCAAUGUGUCAGACGACUUGCAAGAUCUAAUAGCGCCAGAUGCAAGAGCUUUUGCAGAUCUCUACGCGGAUGUGAGCCAAGAGCAUGAGACCUUGGAUAGGCAAAACGUACGCGAUCGAGAUGAGGCGGGCGAUGCUUUCUCUAACGAGUUGGAGAAGAUAUUUUCAAUGGGUGUACGCGGUUUACUCACUACAUAUAUGCAGCGUGCGCUUCAACCGGCUAUUAAAGAAACGCUAAUGGAAAAUAUGGGCUACACGCUGAGCUAUGGCUAAUCGAAGAGGGAGGGUUUUCGCGUUGGUUGAAUAUUUAUGUAUUUAUUAAUUAGAACUUGGUUUAUUUAAUAUAUUUAGUAAGUAACAUGUUUUAUUUUUAAAGAAAUUGCCUAAAUGUUUAAACUGAAUAAAUUGAAUAAG
Molecule: messenger RNA, 1503 nt
Organism: Rhagoletis pomonella (apple maggot)
Lineage: Eukaryota; Metazoa; Arthropoda; Insecta; Diptera; Tephritidae
Exons: 2
Coding region: 1-1362 (453 amino acids)
Source: RefSeq, a predicted model, not a curated record